AUGGACAUCGGCGUGAUCGUCCUGUCCCUCGUGGUGGGGUUGUUUGGGCUGGCGAGCGCCGUGCUGGGGUUCAUCGCCGAGCGCACAAAGCUCACUGGACAUGACGUCAACAUCGACGUCUACACCGGGGAGUGCGACUACCCGGCCAACCCGGCGUACCUGCUAGCGCUAAUCGCGAUCCCGCUGCUGGCGGUGGCUAUGAUCAUCGCCUCGCUCGCCAGCGGCUGCUGUGGCUGCUGCAGGCCACGGCACCGCGCCUCCGAGUCCAAGCGGGUCACCGGCAUCGUGUGCGCCGUCCUCUCAUGGAUAGCGGCGCUGAUUGCUGGGGUGAUCUACGCGAACGGCGUGGCGUGGAACCUCCCCGUGAUGAGGUACGACUCGUGGUGCAGGCUCCUCAGGGACGGGUACUUGAGGAUGGCGGCCUUGCUGAGCCUCGCCGCCACCGCUCUGGCGAUCACGUCAUACAGCAUGCUCCGCUCGCAGGCGGCGCGGUCGACGGCGCCGGCAGCAGCAGGGGCCUCUGAACCGAAGCCUGAUGGUUCGUACCCGCCGGCUGCGGAAGCCAUCGCGAUUCCGACGGAGACGCAGUGGUCCGCUCCUCAGAGGCACGGGCAAUGGCAAGAGCCACUCCCGGACGUCCCUCGGCACCAUGUGGGAGGAUACAAUUACAAUCGGACACCAUACCAGGAGAUGGCUUCCCAUCCUCGGCGUCAAGCACAGCCAGCAGUUGAAGUGAUGAUGGCGUGA
Miscanthus lutarioriparius is the source of this 747-nucleotide messenger RNA. The record is from the annotation of a GenBank genome assembly. NCBI's taxonomy places the organism in Eukaryota, Viridiplantae, Streptophyta, Magnoliopsida, Poales, Poaceae.